This is a messenger RNA of Alnus glutinosa, 4241 nucleotides long. RefSeq names its product U-box domain-containing protein 44-like. The transcript has 4 exons. Gene Ontology annotation, molecular function: protein binding; ubiquitin-protein transferase activity. The record is from RefSeq and is a predicted model, not a curated record. NCBI's taxonomy places the organism in Eukaryota, Viridiplantae, Streptophyta, Magnoliopsida, Fagales, Betulaceae. Gene Ontology annotation, biological process: protein ubiquitination; cell surface receptor signaling pathway. The coding region runs from base 479 to 3547 and encodes 1022 amino acids.
CAGCACCACAAUUUCCCGUUCAUUUUCCAUCCCAAAAGCCAGGACCUUUUCUCAUCGUUUGAAUUUGACCGACUGACCACCCCAAUUGGGAAUUCACACUCCUUCUCUCUUUGCAUCCUCUCGAUCGUCUUCAAUAGAAUCCUCCACACAUUUUCCAUGUCUGUCUAUUUUACACAACUAUUUGUUUGUAGUCCAGCACAAAUAACUGCGCUUUGCCAAAUAACUCCGUUUUCAGAAAGUCAAUAGUAACCAAUAACUCCGCAGGCUUGGUACUUCGUCAUAUCAACUGGAGAGACGAAACGAAUUGAAGAGGGAAUUUUUGCUCUGGAUUUGCCUUGAGAACGAACCAGCUCUACAGGGUUUGCAGGGCUGGAUGCAAAUCGAGUUGCUAUGAAUUAUUGGUGAAAUUGACUGAUCUAAUAGGGAGAUCAAGAUACCCAAUCCAGACCUUCAAAUUUCAGCAACUUCAGAUAAUUCAAUGGACUUCAAUGUAGGAAUCAUGGAUGGAGGGAUGGCACUACUGCAACAACUAUGGAAUGAGGUAACACAACAGGCGAUGGAACUUGCAAGUGAAACAAGUGUUGUGGUGCUUAACAAGGGCAGCUUUCAGGAAUUCUCCAAGAUUAUUUUUGAGCUGAAAGUCCUCUUUGGCUCGCUGAAUGCCCAGAAAAUUGUUGAUGCAACAGGUUCAGAAUCCACAAGAGCUGCAUUAGAGACCUUGAGUUUUCAGCUGGAAAAAGCCUGCAAGAUCAUUAAAGAUUACAAAUCUGGAAGCCGCAUCCGUCUCUUAUUUAAGUCACACUCAAUACUCUUGCAGAUGCAGGAUGUGGCAAAAGAUAUUGCCAAGGCCAUUUCCUCGUUUCAGCUGAUCAAUCUUGACAUCGCCCUGAACUUGAAGAAUAAGACUAACCAGAUCAUUGACAAUCUGAGCACAAUGGAGUUUCAGUCAGCACUAGCAACAGACAAAAUUGCUUCAGAAAUAGAGGAUUCAAUAUCCCAGAACUGUAAGAAUCAGGAGAAUGCUGAAAAGCUCCUGGAAAAGAUUGCAGAAGCUGUUGGUGCUAGUAUGAAUGCAUCCAUGGUACAAAAUGAACUGGAGCUUCUGAAGCAGGAGAAAGAAGAAAUGGAAGAUCAAAAGAAGCAGGCAGAGGCACUUCAGUUAUCACAGUUGAUACAGUUCUUGUACAGUACAGAAAUUGUUACAAGGCCACAGGACGACAUAAUUGCCACAUACCACCAGCAGUACCCAAUUGAUUCAUUCAUAUGUCCAUUGUGCAACGAGAUGAUGACAGAUCCAGUUGCAGUCCUUUGUGGCCACAGCUUUGAGAGGAAAGCAAUUCAGGAACACUUCAGAAGAGGAGAGAGAAAGUGCCCUACCUGCAAACAGGAGCUCCCAUCUAUGGACCUUACUCCAAAUCUUUCCCUUCGAAACUCUAUAGAAGAAUGGAAACAGCGGGAUAUGGACUUAAAAUUCCAAGCUGCAGUGCCUGGAAUCACCUCAAAUGACCUUUCCAGACAGAAAAGGGCAUUAGAGAAUAUGCAAGUUUUGCUGGAGGUACCUUCAUAUGCAGCCAAAUUUGCAGAGGAAGGACUCAUACCAAAGUUGGUGGAGAUCCUAAAAGACAAAAGGCUAAACAGUGCAGCAGCACUAAAAUGCCUCUACUACCUAGCUAAAUAUUGUGAUAAUCAUCAGGAAACCAUUAUUAAAGCCGGGGCUGUUCGUUGCAUCGUGAAGCAGAUAUAUAAAGAUGGCACAGAACCUGAUGCCAUUGCAAUCUUGUUGGAGCUGUCAGAAAGAGAAACCCAUGCGGAGAAAAUUGGAAAUACAAAAGAUUGCAUUCCUCUUUUGGUUUCUUUACUCGCUAACAAUAACCUUGACAUUUCACAGAAAGCCCACAAAGUGUUGCAGAACCUCUCCUCCAACACACAUUUUGUGGUCAAGAUGGCUGAAGUCGGACACUUCCAACCAUUUGUGACUCGCUUCAACCAAGGACCUCAAGAGACCAGAACAUUGAUGGCUGCAGCAUUGAUAGAGAUGCAACUCAAGGAGAGCAGCAUUGAGGACUUAAAAAACAAGCAGUUCAUACAUAAUUUAGUCCAGAUGCUCUCUUCUAGUGCCCCAGCAUGCAAAGUAGCUUGCCUCAGAUCUAUCACAAAGCUCGUAGAGUACCCCAGGAUGGUAAAGCGACUUCUGAAAGACCCUGUUACAAUACCACAUUUGCUUGGUCUCAUUUCAUUUGCCAGGUCUGACCCACAUGAGAAAGAAGAAGCAGCUAGGAUUCUCGCUCUACUGAUUGGAGCCAGUCAGCAACUUGAACUUCAGAAAUAUCGGGGCUUGCAGGAACUGCAAUCAAAGCACAAUGUGAGUCUCCUUCUGCAUGUUGUAGCCAGUUCUGAUCCUAAAACUAAGGUUCAGUUCUUACACCUGCUGGUUGAGCUCAGCCAAAAAUCUGAGACAGCUCAAAACCUAAUUCGAUCAGAUGAAGAUGCAGUUGGGCAACUCUUCUCUUUGCUUCACAGUGACCAGCCUGUGGUGAAGCGGUGGACAAUGAGGCUCAUAUACUGCAUUUCUGAAGGUCAUCCUGCUGGGGCUCCACUACCCCCGUCUCCUGCAAAAGAAACAGCAAUCACCACCCUGGCAGGCAUCCUCACCUCUUCACCAGAUAUUGAAGAAAGGUCAAUUGCUGCUGGAAUCAUCAGCCAGCUUCCCAGUGAUGAUGUUGAUAUUGAUGAGAUUCUCCGCAAAUCAGACACAUUAAAAGCCAUUCAUGAGGUGAUUUGCAAUGCCGAUGAGGAAACUGAUGGAAACAUGGCUCCUGGCACUUCUUUACUAGAAAAUGCUCUGGCUGCACUUUUACGAUACACAGAACCUACCAAACCUGAACUUCAGAGGCAAGUGGGCAAACUUGAACUGUACCCAUCACUAGUUCGUGUUCUCUCCAGGGGAAGCUCACUUGCCAAGCAGCGGGCAGCCAUUGCACUUGCCAAACUAUCCCAAUCCACGAGCCAGUCAAUCUAUGAUGCAACCAUCGUGGCAAAGCAGGCCAAACACUCUAUGCCACUGAUGAAGCUCCUAACAAACAUGUCUUGGUGUUGCUCAACCUCUUCAGAGAAUGUAAGUAUAUGUUCUGUUCAUGGUGCUGCCUGUUCACCUAGAGAUACAUUCUGCCUUGUCAAGGCAGAUGCAGUGAAGCCACUGGUGCGAACUUUGAGUGAGACAGAGUCCGGUGCAGUGGAGGCUGCUAUAAUGGCACUCGAAACAUUGCUAACAGAGCAUAGCACACUGUCUCGUGCAACUGCAGCCAUUGUUGAUAGCCAGGGAGUGGUGGCCAUUCUACAAGUCCUGGAGAAGGGUUCCUUGGCUGCCAAAACAAAAGCCUUAGACCUCUUCCAGAAGAUCCUAAGGAAUACACAGAUCACCGAUACAUUAUUUCAGCGGUCAGAGAGGAUCCUCAUCCAGCUUCUGCAUGAUGCUGAACUAAAGAAAAAAGCAGCUUUGGUGCUUAGGCAAAUGAAGAUUCUUCCAGACCAAUCUUCGUAUUUCUGAGUUCAUUUGGUUCUAAAGCAGGAAACUAGAGUAAAGCAUAUGGUCUUGAACCGUAGAACAUCAAAAGGAGCCUCGCAGGGUGUUGAAAACAGUUAUUAAUGCACCACGAGCUUGACAAAACUUGAGAGUGAAGGAAAAUGAAUGCGGUCGAGAACUUCAGCCUGGGAAAGUUGAAUGUUUUCUUGGUGAGAUAAUGCCAUCCGCUUGCGUGCAUGCUACUGGCUCUAAUAAUACGAGAUGAUGGACCUGCCAAAAAGUAAGCAGAGAAUACCGAUUCUAUAUGAUCUCAGACGCGUAUGCAUGUGAAUAUUUCUAGGAAUAGACUAAACAUUUCUGAUGGGCAUAAAUCGCCUUUGUUGGCCUUGUAAAGAAACACCUGAAACCAGAUUCUAGGGAUAAAAGCAUCCAGUUUUCAAGUUACAGUCGACUUCAAAGAUAGACUAGAAAAAAAUCUCCUUUAAACUGGAGGGAGGAUAUAUUUCACAGUACAGCUGGAUGCUUAGCUAGAUUUAGGAUUGUUUAUCACGUGUGUAUUAAUCUGUUAUUCUGUUUAGCUUGUUUUUCACGUGUGAUAAUUAAUCUUAGACUCAACAGAUUAGAUCAGUUUCUUUUCUUUGUAAUAGUUCUUAUAUAAAUAGAUACUACUUAAUUGUAUAUUUUACAUUUUAAUGAGAAUCAGAAAUUUUCUUUCCAA